CAACCAAGAAAGAAGUUUUCUUCCUCAUCCCUGAAUUUGUUAAAUCGUUUUUAACAAUAUCUGUCUGUUUAAAAAAUUUUCUGUACUAUGCAGAUUUAGUUUAAAAGCAUUUUAAAAUGGCUGGAAAAGUCAUUACGAUUUUUCUGCUUGCUUUUAUUUUCAUACAAUCCACCAAUGCACUGGACAAGAAGAACAGCCUGAUAACUGAUGAAAUUGUAUUUCCAGAUGAUAUUCAUCAUAAGGUGAAGGAAGCCGAGAUAAAUAACGCUAUACCUGAAGCUAACGAGGGUUUUAAAAAUGGGAAAAAUAUGGAAGAUAUGAAGGAACAUUCAUCCUCAGGAAACAUUGCCAACCCUAUUCUUGAUAACAGGAACAUUAUUGGUGCACCAGAUCGAUGUCCAGCCGGAUAUAGGCCUCAAAAUGGUAAAUGCAGGAAAAUACUGCCCUUCAAAUAAUCGGCCAUCAAAGAAGUUUUCGAUAGCCAAGACAAUAGCGACGGAAAAAGUUCUGAACAAUUGUAUUAGAGACACCUUAAUUAUGAUAUAAUAAUAAAUAAUAACGUCUGCAAAUAUUUAUUUUAAUUU
Belonocnema kinseyi is the source of this 584-nucleotide messenger RNA. RefSeq lists its product as uncharacterized. Lineage: Eukaryota; Metazoa; Arthropoda; Insecta; Hymenoptera; Cynipidae. Bases 117 to 455 code for a protein of 112 amino acids. The transcript is spliced from 3 exons. The record is from RefSeq and is a predicted model, not a curated record.